Messenger RNA from Siniperca chuatsi (mandarin fish), 3220 nucleotides. It is a transcript of the gene dpys, whose product is annotated as dihydropyrimidinase. The record is from RefSeq and is a predicted model, not a curated record. NCBI's taxonomy places the organism in Eukaryota, Metazoa, Chordata, Actinopteri, Centrarchiformes, Sinipercidae. Gene Ontology annotation, cellular component: cytoplasm; cytosol. Gene Ontology annotation, biological process: pyrimidine nucleobase catabolic process. The transcript is spliced from 9 exons. Gene Ontology annotation, molecular function: dihydropyrimidinase activity. The coding region runs from base 155 to 1645 and encodes 496 amino acids.
UCCAUAUCUCACAUGAACUUUGGAGCUGACCUACAUGCGUUUAAGUCUCCGAGCACCGCUCACUGACUGUACUCUGCUGUGACUCCUGUUCAGUUUGCACAAAAACACAAUAUUUGAUACAUUUGAAACCCCCCCUCAGUUGCGCGCAGCAGGGAUGGCAGAGCCCAGCGGGAUCUUGAUAAAAGGAGGUACAGUUGUGAAUGAGGACUGCUCCGUGAUCGGCGACGUCUACAUUGAAAAUGGGAAAAUAGUUGAAGUUGGACGGAAUCUGCAGAUCCCAGCGGGAGUGCGUGUCAUUAAUGCCACCGGUAAACUGGUGAUCCCGGGCGGCAUCGACACGCACACACACAUGGAGCUGGCGUUCAUGGGCACCAAGGCUGUGGACGACUUCCACACCGGAACCAAGGCCGCUCUAGCAGGAGGGACCACAAUGAUCCUGGACUUUGCCAUCCCCCAAAAGGACAAGUCUCUCCUGGAGGCCUACGACUGUUGGCGUAAGACAGCUGACCCCAAAGUUUGCUGCGACUACUCGCUGCAUGUCGCCGUCACGUGGUGGAGCGACAAGGUCAAAAAAGAGAUGCAGACCCUGGCCAAAGAGAAGGGAGUGAAUUCCUUUAAGAUGUUUAUGGCCUAUAAAGAUAUGUUCAUGCUGCAGGACUCUGAGCUAUAUGCUGCCUUCUCCCAGUGUAGGGACAUUGGAGCUAUAGCUCAGGUGCAUGCUGAGAAUGGAGACCUGAUUGCAGAGGGGGCUAAGAAGAUGCUGUCCAUGGGCAUCACAGGGCCAGAGGCCCAUGAGCUGUGUCGGCCGGAGGAGGUGGAGGCCGAGGCCACCCAGCGAGCCAUCACUAUCGCCCACGCUGUCAACUGCCCGCUGUAUGUGGUCCAUGUCAUGAGCAAAUCUGCCGCCAAGGUGGUGUCUAAUGCACGCAGAGAUGGGCGUGUGGUGUUCGGGGAGCCCAUUGCAGCUGGACUAGGCACCGACGGGACUCACUACUGGCACGAAGAGUGGGCCCAUGCUGCUGGCUUUGUCAUGGGUCCUCCUCUCAGACCUGACCCCAGCACCCCUGGGUACCUCAUGGACCUACUGGCCAAUGAUGAUCUCAGUGUGACGGGGACGGACAACUGCACCUUUUCUGUGUGCCAGAAGGCUCUCGGCAAAGACGACUUCACCAAGAUCCCUAAUGGAGUGAAUGGAGUGGAGGACCGGAUGUCUGUCAUCUGGGAGAAAGGAGUGCACAGCGGCAAAAUGGACGAGAAUCGAUUCGUAGCCGUCACCAGCAGCAACGCAGCAAAAAUAUUCAACUUCUACCCGCAGAAAGGCCGUAUCGCCAAGAACUCGGAUGCUGAUGUGGUUAUAUGGGACCCCAAGAAGACAAGGAAGAUAUCAGCCAAGACCCACCACCAGGCUGUGGACCACAACAUCUUCGAGGGCAUGGAGUGCCACGGUGUCCCUGUCAUCACCAUCUCCAGAGGCAAAGUGGUCUAUGAAGAUGGGCAGCUAAAGGUGUCACCAGGACACGGCAAAUUCAUCCCCAGAAAACCCUUCUCUGAAUUUGUUUACAAAAGAAUCAAGCAAAGGGAGCAGGUGGGGAAACCUACAGCUGUGAUCAGAAAGCCCUAUGAAGGCAAAGUCAUUGCUGUAUGAACAACUGACCUAGAAGAUGAAAGGCACUUUGAAUGCCCAGCUGUGUGGCUCCAGUACAAUCCAGAAGCUACCAAAGCCAAGACAACAGAGUGCUGUCUCACUGAUAAACCUACUUAAAAUAAACAUACAUACAUUAUUCAGUCAUUUAAAUCACUGUGUGCAGUAAAGGUGGUGGGGUUGGUCUUUAGGUCAACUCUGAUAAACAUCUAGGUCAAUGUUCUGUUGGCAGAUAAUACCUUUGUUAUAUUUGUUCAACUGUGAAAAGUUUCAAGGUCAGCUCUGCUCAGUACACAGGUCAGUAGAACCCACUGUGCUGCUGAAAAUUAUAUUUGCUCUAACAUACAUUAUGCAAUCAUGUAAUUCACGGUAAGGAAUGAAAAUGGAGCUUUUGCAUUUGAUUUCAUGUUUAAAAAAGGGUGGUGUGAUUCGAAGAGAGGAUAUUUCAUCACUUUUAUAGUGCAUGCAUUUUAUUGUUAUAAAAUCAUUUUUAAAAACUAGCUUUAGUUUUGAAUGUGCCUGAUUCUUCUUUUAAUGUUUUAAUUUUCAACCCCUUUUUCCUAAAUGUUUGUUGCCAUUGGUAAUGGGACUGAAGUUUCUCACCCAAGAGCAUCCUUCCUUUUGAUUGAAUAUUCAUUCAAAUACACUGACAUGCGUGAAAGUAUUAAGGUUUACUUUGUUGACCCAAAUUGACUCUGUAUUUGCAUACUCAGCAGGAUUGCACAUUAUCAUAUGCACUCCAUCUAUGCCCAUGUAUGGACUGCAUUCAUUCCUUCCCACGGUAAAAGGGUCUGUGGCUGUCACCGAGCAUCAUGUGGCAGCUUCCUAUUGGGCUGGCAUGCUGGCGCGGUAUUAUGCCACAGGGCCAGUUGAGACAUAAUGUGAGCUUAUCAGGUUGCCACACGGGUCAGUGGCAGCGUGUGAGUCACAGAAGGCCUACUCAUCCUUGAGCUGUACCACUUCCUUCCUCUUGUCUCUGACAGUGGAAGGGAUGGUGUGGGAUUGUACAGUCCAGACUGAGUGUCUCUGAAAAUGGUGAUGUGCCCUGCUGGAUUCUCUUUACAGUCAUCUACAGAUUCUAAUUGGAGUUCAUAGAAGUAAAUAACAAGGAAGAAUACACUAAAACAUGUUUAAUGUUGAUUCAACUUUUAAAAAUUGAGGUAAUGAUUCACAUAAAAUACUGAAUCAUCAGAAUUCCACUCGUGUAACUGAAAGUAAGUCCAGGCAAACUAUUUUACGAGAGUAGGAAAAACUAUUCUUUUUUUUUUAAUUAGACCGCAUAUAAGAGUCCACAAUAUAAUAUAACGGUCUGGUCUGCUCAUUAAGAGCAAUUUGAGGUUAUGUGUCCCAAAUGAUGACAAUAAGAAGAGUUUUUUCUUAACCAACUCUUUGCUGGUUUAAUUUAAUUCAAAUAGGAAAUUUCACUUUGAUCAAAUCUUAGACAUAACAAAUAAACAAAUAAUUUCAGAAUAAUGGAAUUAAAAAAAUAUACAUUGAAUGAACGAGAGCAAUGUUAUACUUUGCAAGUUGAUGUAAAACUGAUGUGAAGGAGUUGAAAUAAAAGCAAGUGUAGUUCCA